Messenger RNA from Capsella rubella, 1576 nucleotides. RefSeq lists its product as uncharacterized. The transcript has 3 exons. The record is from RefSeq and is a predicted model, not a curated record. NCBI's taxonomy places the organism in Eukaryota, Viridiplantae, Streptophyta, Magnoliopsida, Brassicales, Brassicaceae. The coding region runs from base 228 to 1094 and encodes 288 amino acids. Gene Ontology annotation, molecular function: S-adenosylmethionine-dependent methyltransferase activity.
UUUUUAAGUUGUUCUUUCUUCUUCUUCUUCAUAAGUUCACUCUCUCACAAUCAUGUUCCUGUAACGGACCAUGCUCUUUCACUUACCUUACCUCACAACAUCUCCUUCUUCUUCAUCACUUCAUCUUCCUUGUUCUACUUUGAAUUUUGCUAACUUUCUUCAAACCUCCUGAGAUCUGUUUUUGUUUUCCACCGUCUCUUGAUCAUCUGAUUUGAUCGGAAUUCAAAAUGGGUAAAACCGCCGGAAACAGAGAUUGGACUCAGAUCUACGCUAUUUACGGAAUCGAACAAUGGCAGACACUCGUCUUCCUCCUCUUCCAUGCUUUCUUCUUCUCCCUUCUCUCUCUUCUCUUCCUUAUCUACUUCGACCAGAUUUGCUUCUUCCUCGAUUCUUUUUUCCUCUCCGGCGCCGCCAGGUUAGCCGCUGGUUUCACUGGCGCUGUCACUGCUCUCUCCGCCGUCUGUCUCCUCUUCGCCGCCGCUAACUUCGUAUACUCCGAUGUUCCGUUACAGUACGAGAUGGCUCAACGCAUGGUUAGCUCCGUCGGUGACUGGUCUUGUGUCAAAACUGCUCUCGAUCUCGGAUGUGGCCGUGGUAUCCUCCUCAAUGCCGUCGCUACGCAGCUUAAGAAAACCGGUAGCUCCGGUCGGGUCGUCGGGUUAGACCGCUCUAAACGCACUACUCUCUCAACUCUCCGCACCGCUAAACUCGAAGGUGUGCAAGAGUAUGUGACUUGCCGUGAAGGAGAUGUGAAGACGUUACCAUUUGGGGACAAUUACUUCGACGUAGUGGUGUCUUCGGUGUUCGUACACACGGUGGGGAAAGAACACGGUCAGAAAUCGGUGGAAGCGGCGGCGGAGAGGAUGAGAGUGCUCGGAGAGAUAGUUAGAGUUGUGAAGCCGGGAGGUUUGUGCGUGGUUUGGGAUCUCUUACACGUGCCGGAGUACGUGCGGCGUUUACAGGAGCUGAAGAUGGAAGAUAUCCGAGUAUCCGAGCGAGUCACGGCGUUUAUGGCCGGAAGCCACAUCGUGUCGUUCAGGAAACCCAGUGAGCUCGUCGCCGGACCCCGUGAAGUCCGCCUCGAUUGGAGAUGAUUACGUGGCGUUCAAAACGGCAGCGUCGUGUGUCGGUUCGUUAUAUAGAAAACGGCACGUAGUCCAAGUCUGGAGGUUCGAAACCAUAAUUGUGAAAUAUUAAUUACGAAUCUACUACACUAGAAAAAACUAAAAUGUACGUGGCGUCUGGGGAGGCGAAGCGGAACCAGAUGCUUUCAUCAAGAGGCAAAAACGCUGAUGUGUAUGGUUAUGCGUCUUUUUUUACUGUUGCGUUUUCAAACGCUGGUAAAAAACUAACGUCGUGUAGAGAAGUAGCCAAAAACAAACUUCUAAAACUGUGUGUGAAGAUAAGAAAAAGUGGAGCUUGUUGAGUUAUUUUCAAGAAUGUCGUCUAUGUAGAUUUUUUUUUCGUCGGGCAUUAAAAUGACCUGUCAUUGUCACUUCACGUCAAUGUGAUAUCUGUCCCCUUUUAUUAUUUUAAUCUACUUGGGCCACCCAUAUUUGGGCCAAGCCUUAAAGCU